UCACUCAUCUCUACAACAGCAGCUCUUAUUACGUUCUAGCUGAAUUUUUCAAGGGAGAGAGAUAUAAAAAAAAACAAAAAAAAAAAACAUCCAGGUAGUAAGGAAGGAGCCAAGGCAGGAAAGUGUCAAAUAGGCUUCACAUAGCUUGUGGCGUGCUGUGUGCACUGAGCAUCUCCUGCACUGGACCUGUUCAUAGAAGUGCUGUCCUCCUCAUCCCCCUAAAAAUAACGUCUCCCACUAUCAAGGGCGUUUGUUACAUCUAGCCUCCUCUCUUUCCCAUCGCUGUGUGUAGAUUCUAAACAGUGCUAUGGAGCAAGAGAAAUAUUUGCCAGAGCUGAUGGCAGAGAAGGAUACCUUGGAUCCAUCUUUUGUUCACGCUAUGCGCCUCUUAGCUGAAGAGAUCGAAAAGUUCCAUGAUUCCGAGGGAAAGAAAGAAGAUGAGGAAAAGAAAUAUCUAGAUAUAAUCAGCAACAAAAAUAUAAAGCUAUCAGAGAGAGUAUUGAUACCAGUUAAACAAUAUCCAAAGUUCAACUUUGUUGGGAAAUUACUUGGCCCAAGAGGCAAUUCUCUGAAGCGACUACAAGAAGAAACUGGUGCAAAAAUGUCAAUACUGGGAAAAGGUUCAAUGAGAGACAAAGCAAAGGAAGAAGAACUAAGGAAGAGCGAAGAAGCAAAAUAUGCACAUUUGAGUGAUGAACUCCACGUACUUAUUGAAGUGUUUGCUCCACCAGGAGAAGCUUAUUUACGUAUGAGUCACGCCUUAGAAGAGAUUAAAAAAUUCCUUGUUCCGGAUUACAAUGAUGAAAUUCGACAGGAGCAAUUACGAGAACUAUCAUAUUUAAAUGGAUCUGAAGAUUCCAUUCGAGGAAAAGGGACAAGAGGUAGAGGAGUUAGGGUAGCACCCACAACUCUUACCAGAAAUAGAGGAGGUACAAUUCUUCCUUCGAUGUCUGGUCGAGGAAAAUCAGUACCAAGAGGGGCACCAGUGACACGUGGAGCAUUACCACUUCCACCAAUAGCUCGUGGAGUCCCCACACCACGGACAAGAGGAACUCUUACAGUAACAGGAUACAGACCACCACCACCACCACCUGAGCCAUACGAUGAAUACGGUUAUGAUGAUGGUUUUGGAGAUGAUUAUGAAGAGCAGAGUUAUGAAGAAUAUGACAACAAUUAUACAACACAAACAGAGAGUAUACCUGAAUAUUAUGACUAUGGCCAUGGAACAACUGAAGACAACUACAAUAAUUAUGCCCAGGAAGAAUGGACUACUUCCCGACCCAGUCUAAAAGCACCACUUCCAAGAUCUAAUAGAGGAGGCUACCGAGAACACCCGUAUGUUAGAUACUGAAGGUCUGCAUUUGUGUCUUCACCUUAAAGACAGUUAAUAGCCUAUCGGCUCUGCCUAACAGCAACAAGACAAGUAAUAGUCCAUUUUUAUCUUGGGGAAUUACUGUUCUUGGUUUCCCUGUGUAUUUCCUGUAUUUGCUAUAAAAUUGGUGUGUGACAUUGGCUUUAACAUUAUUUCUUAACACGGACUCAAAACUUUUUGCAGGAUCAUGUUGUCCAUAAACCAUGAAACAGGAUAAUGUUCUCUUAGUUGUGAUGCAUCGUGGUGUACAACUUUUUACAAAAGCAUGAAAGUGUAAAAGCUCUGAAGUAUCUUGAAAAGUACAGAAAAUGCAAAAGCCUGGAUUUUUUUUGUGUAGGGUUGCUAAACUAUUGUAAUAUGAUUUUUGAACAGGAAAUAGUAAAAUUGUAGAUAAGAUGUUUUAAACUGGCUUUUUUAAUAUAUGUAAGAAACAAUUUGUUCAAUAUUAAGUUUGUAAAUUUAAUUUAAAAUGCUGUUUUAAUGGGGUUGAAAUAAAACAGCUACUGUAUGUAUGUAGCUAACUGAAUUUGUUCAGUGUUUUAAUCUGUAUUUGUUAAAAUGAUCACAUAAAGGUCAAUGUGUAAUCUUCUCUAAAUAGGAAAUCAUAACUUGUCAAAUAUGUUUGCCAUAAUUUGUCAAUAAAGCUGAAACAUUUUGUA
This is a messenger RNA of Pelobates fuscus (common spadefoot toad), 2031 nucleotides long. RefSeq names its product KH RNA binding domain containing, signal transduction associated 2 (gene KHDRBS2). Bases 308 to 1351 code for a protein of 347 amino acids. The record is from RefSeq and is a predicted model, not a curated record. Gene Ontology annotation, cellular component: nucleus. Gene Ontology annotation, biological process: regulation of alternative mRNA splicing, via spliceosome. The transcript has 9 exons. NCBI's taxonomy places the organism in Eukaryota, Metazoa, Chordata, Amphibia, Anura, Pelobatidae. Gene Ontology annotation, molecular function: mRNA binding; poly(A) binding.